Molecule: messenger RNA, 1270 nt
Organism: Capsella rubella
Lineage: Eukaryota; Viridiplantae; Streptophyta; Magnoliopsida; Brassicales; Brassicaceae
Product: palmitoyl-protein thioesterase 1
Exons: 8
Coding region: 181-1083 (300 amino acids)
Cellular component (GO): intracellular membrane-bounded organelle
Molecular function (GO): thiolester hydrolase activity
Source: RefSeq, a predicted model, not a curated record
AUCAACUCUUGUUUUAAAAACUGAAGAAAAAAUUAAUUAUGAUUCCAUAUAAAGGAGAGAAAACGUUUUGACUCACAACAUAACAUCGAGACUAGAGAGAGACAAAGAAAGACAAAAAGAAAAACAGAAGAAGAAGGAAUAUUCCGGCGAAGACUGAGACUCUCGGAGUCUCAAUUCUACAUGGAGAAGUGUUUCCGGCGGUCUGUUCUCCUUUACACGGUGGUUGCCGCCGUGUUAUUCUCUUUUGUUCCGGUUUCAAUCUCCAUCCCUUUCAUACUCUUUCACGGAAUUGGAGAUAAAUGUUCAGGAGGAGUAAGUAACUUCACGCAACUCCUAAGCAACCUCUCUGGCUCUCCUGGCUCUUGCUUAGAAAUAGGAAACGGAGAAAAUGACUCAUGGUUCAUGCCACUGAUUAAGCAAACUAGUUUAGCGUGUGAGAAAGUGAAACAGAUGGAAGAGUUGAGUCAAGGCUACAACAUUGUUGCAGAGUCUCAAGGUAACUUAGUUGCUAGAGGACUUAUCGAGUUCUGCGACAAUGCUCCUCCUGUCAUCAACUAUGUCUCCUUAGGAGGUCCUCAUGCUGGCAUUGCUGCAAUCCCCAAGUGUGAUGCUGGUCCAUUCUGUGCUAUAGCUGAAGACUUGAUGAAAUUGGCGAUUUAUAACGACUUCGUUCAAGAACAUAUUGCUCCUAGUGGUUAUGUCAAGAUUCCUGGUCAAAUGUCAAACUAUUUGGAACACUCAAAGUAUCUACCAAAGCUUAACAAUGAGAGGCCUGAGGAAAGAAACUCAACUUUCAAAGAACGGUUCGCCAGCUUACACAACUUGGUUCUUGUCAUGUUCCAAAAAGAUACAACAUUAAUCCCUAAAGAAACUGCUUGGUUUGGAUAUUAUCAAGAUGAAGGAUUCGAUACUCUUUUGUCAACUAAACAGACAAAGUUAUACAGAGAAGAUUGGAUUGGUCUGAAAGCAUUGGAUGUUGCCGGGAAAGUGAAGUUUGAAAGUGUAUUAGGAGACCACCUCAGUAUAUCAGAUGAGGAGGUUGGGGAAUAUGUUGUGCCUUACUUGAUGCAAAGCAGUAUGUAAAUAAAAUUGUAACAUGAGACUAUUAUGAGAGAUAUUGAAAACUUUUAGGAGUGUUGUUCAAUUUUAAUAGUUUUCUAAAUCCAAAACUAACUUCUUUCUUUGAUAAACUAUUUUACUUUGUUUUUGGUUAAAUCAGUGGAUAAAUGUAAACAAAUGCUAUAAAUGUAAUUAAAUUUUGUUCAAGACU